AUGUAUCCUGUUCUUUUUAUCUCUCAUAGACAUAACCCAGCUGAAAAUGAAACAGAACAGACUGAAUGUCUGAGGCAAUGUGUGGAUGAAAACAUUGAAAGGAGAAACCACUAUUUGGAUCUUGCCGGAAUAGAGAACUACACUUCAAGGUUUGGACCAGGUUCUCCAACCACAGGUGAAAAAACUGAUUCCCAUGCAAGACCUUCUAAUCAGAUGAGAUCUCGGUCCCAUGAACCAGAAACCCUGUACCUCCACCAGAGGAGGUCCCAGGCACUGGAUCCUGGGCAUUUCAAUCUUCUAGACCCUUCUCAUCCAAAGAUGGUAGAACUUCAACAAAGGCAAAGAGGUCAGGAGUCCAACAAACAUUCUGUAAGAAGCCCCAAAGCUUCAGCUAAAAAUGUUACUGCAUCGAUCAGCCAACCAGGAAGGACACCAAGAAGCAAACCUAACCAUGCUAUGUCAAUUCCAGUGACUUCUCCAGCUGCUCUUAUGGGACAGGGUUAUCCAUACCAUCCUUUACCACCUCAGCAGCCACACAGAAAGAGCAAACAGAAAGCCAAGGAAAGUCACCAGAUGUGUAAAGCCUUCCAGUCUCCUGUAAAUGUUGUGGAGAAUGAGCAUGUGAGGGAUCUACCAAGCAUGUUACUUUAUGAAGGCCACACGGGACAUUUGAUACAAAGACACGAGCACCAUCAUCACCAUGAGCAUCACCACCACUAUCACCAUUUCUACCAAACAUAA
Staurois parvus is the source of this 741-nucleotide messenger RNA. The record is from the annotation of a GenBank genome assembly. Lineage: Eukaryota; Metazoa; Chordata; Amphibia; Anura; Ranidae.